AUCAAAAAGCUCUCAAUAUAAAAGUAAGUCCCAUCGUACAGGGAGGUCGCCGAACUACACGGACUUACACGGCCAAAGUACAAGCUCGCUAAUAGAACUAGAUACGCGCAACUCUACUCUUAAUCACCCCUCUAUCCUAACCGGGAUAAAAUGCCUUACAAGAGCAAGCUUAUAGGCGAUAGUCGAUGGCGUGCUUUUUACCCCAACUCCACAAUUCCCUAAACAGGGUCUUAAGAGUGACGAUUCGGGUAGGGUACCUCUGUCGGGAAUCCGUUUAUGAUGAGCAAGUAUAUAUCUACAUAUGAGUUAGCCAAGUGAUACUCUUCCUGUAGUAAGUCUUGUAGCUUGCGAAUUCAAAUACUUCUCUAUCCCCUCCUCUCGGAGUCACUGGACUGCAAUAUCUGGUUCGGUACCACUCCAAGUCCAUAUAUUAUCCCACUUACACGAGAGACGACCCCUCCAUAUCCGUAAAUAUUAAACAUACUCAAAACCAGUCGCAAUGGCGGAGGAAUUAAGCAAGAACUUUGAGACUCUCCAACUCCACGCGGGCCAACAGCCGGACUCGGCAACGAAUUCUCGCGCAGUUCCUAUAUAUGCCACAACUAGCUUCGUCUUUAAUGACUCGGCACACGGCGCGAGGCUAUUUGGCCUCAAGGAAUUUGGCAACAUAUAUAGCCGGCUCAUGAACCCUACCGUCGAUGUCUUUGAGAAGCGUAUCGCUGCUCUGGAAGGCGGAGUGGCUGCCGUCGCAGCUUCGUCCGGCCAGGCAGCCCAGUUCAUGGCUAUCGCCGCCCUCGCUCAUGCCGGCGACAACAUUGUCGCGACUCCCAGCCUCUACGGUGGUACAUACAACCAAUUGAAGGUUUUUAUUGCGCGGCUCGGAAUCAAGACUAAGUUCAUCGAGAGCGACAAGCCCGAGGAAUUCGCCGCAGCCAUCGACGAUAAGACCAAGGCCGUAUAUAUCGAGAGUAUUGGUAACCCCCGGUAUAAUGUCCCGGACUUCGAAGCCAUUGCCAAGGUUGCGCACGAGAAAGGUGUCCCUGUAGUGGUGGACAACACUUUCGGAGCUGGAGGCUACUUCGUCAGGCCAAUCGACCACGGCGCAGACAUCGUUGUCCACUCGGCGACCAAGUGGAUUGGUGGUCACGGAACAACUAUUGCUGGUGUUGUCGUCGAUAGUGGGAAGUUCGACUGGGGAAAGAACGCGGCCCGGUUCCCCCAGUUUGUUGAGCCGUCAGAGGGAUACCACGGCCUCAAGUUCUGGGAGACCUUCGGACCUAUUUCUUUUGCCAUCCGUGUAAGAGUUGAGAUCCUACGUGAUCUAGGCUCUUCCUUAAAUCCCUUUGGCGCCCAACAACUCAUCCUCGGUCUCGAGACGCUGAGUUUGAGAGCCGAGAGGCACGCGCAGAACGCGCUCGCGCUCGCAAAGUACCUAGAGUCUAGUCCCUACGUGAGCUGGGUAUCGUACCCCGGAUUGGAAAACCAUCCUAGCUACGAACUAGCCAAGAAGUAUUUGAAGAGGGGUUUCGGUGGUGUCCUUAGCUUCGGAGUUAAGGGCGGCGGCGCUGCCGGUAGCCAAAUCGUUGAUGGCUUCAAGCUGAUUUCCAACCUCGCCAAUGUUGGAGAUUCCAAGACUCUAGCUAUUCACCCUUGGACUACGACACACGAACAGCUAUCGGAUGAAGAGAAGAUCGCCUCCGGAACAACCGAGGAUUUGAUCCGCAUUUCCGUUGGCACGGAGCAUAUUGACGACAUCAUUGCCGACUUUGAGCAGUCUUUCAAGAAGGCUUCUGCUGCGACAACGAAGGGAGAAGAGGCAGGAUCUGGAGGUGAGACUAAGCAGAAGGAAGCACCAACAGUGGUCUAGGUUAAAAAUAUGAACAGGCUUUUUGAGUAGCAUAUAAAUAUACCCCCAUGCAAAUUAUAAGUAAGUCUCUCCUUUUAGUGAGAAGAGAAGUUGAAUGUUUCAUUGGAGAUAUGAUAUUGCUGUGAUAUGACGUUGACAAGUCACUUAUUCAUAUAACUGCAAGAGUAAAGAAUCAAAUAAACAUUUGAAAAGAAAUAUUUCCUUGAUUUAUUAUUAAUAUUAACAUAUU
Daldinia loculata is the source of this 2096-nucleotide messenger RNA. RefSeq names its product O-acetylhomoserine ami. Lineage: Eukaryota; Fungi; Ascomycota; Sordariomycetes; Xylariales; Hypoxylaceae. The record is from RefSeq and is a predicted model, not a curated record. Gene Ontology annotation, molecular function: transferase activity, transferring alkyl or aryl (other than methyl) groups; pyridoxal phosphate binding. The transcript has 5 exons. Bases 500 to 1867 code for a protein of 455 amino acids. Gene Ontology annotation, biological process: transsulfuration.